UAAAAGCCGACUCGAAUGCAAAUUACUUGAUGUCUGUUAAAAUGGGUACCGCAAUAUUUUCAGUGGUAGUGACUGCUAUCUUAGCGAUUUCUAGUGUUCAGGCAAUCCUGAAACAAUCUGACUUCACUCCCGAACUCAAGAAGCUUGCGGCAAACUUGCAUGUCACAUGUGUGUCCAAAACGGGCAUUGACGAGGCCUUGAUUGAUAAAGUACUUAAUGGAGAAUUUGUUGAGGAACCAAAAAUGAAGGCUUAUAUGACGUGUCUUCUAUUAGAAGGUACAUUGAUUGAUGAAAAGGGAACACCAAACCUGGAAUUUGGCGCUACACUGAUUCCCGAAAAUAUUAGGGAGGAGUCUGUAAAGAAUAUUAAGCACUGCUAUGCAGUUAAUAAUGAUGUUACAGACUUAGAGGAGAAAAUAUUCAGGGUGUUUAAAUGUUAUUACUACAUAAAUUCAGACAUAUUCAUUUUCUUCUGAGUAUGAAUAGCCCAAUCGAAGAAGCAACAGGAUCUUUUAACUUAUUGGCUUGAUGUACAACAUUGAACUGUAAAUAAAAUUUUCUGAUAAUCUUGUGUUGGUUAAAAAUAAAUGCAUUAAACUUUA
Anoplophora glabripennis (Asian longhorned beetle) is the source of this 602-nucleotide messenger RNA. RefSeq names its product general odorant-binding protein 83a-like. Bases 30 to 476 code for a protein of 148 amino acids. Lineage: Eukaryota; Metazoa; Arthropoda; Insecta; Coleoptera; Cerambycidae. The transcript has 6 exons. Gene Ontology annotation, molecular function: odorant binding. Gene Ontology annotation, biological process: sensory perception of smell. The record is from RefSeq and is a predicted model, not a curated record.